GGGGGUACCGCGCGGCGCUUGGCGGGCCGCGAUGGCGGGCCGCGCCGAUGGGGGCGGCUGCUGGGAUCCAGGUGGCCCGCCUGCGCGCGUGCCGCCGGCACUUCUUCCGCCCCUGCUUGCGGCGCCGCUCGUGUGGUACUUCUGCGAGGCCAGCUGGUCGGCGCUGGUGGCAGCCAGCCUGCUGUGCCGCGAGAAGAUGCACGAGCGCAAGGGCCUCCGGCAGCUGGUCGGGAGCCUGCCGCGGCAGUCGCUGGCCGCGGCCGAGCGGUGGCGAGGAGCCUCGGACUUCGCGUCCGUGGCCCGGCGGCGCCUGUGGCGCCGCCUGUGCCUCGGGGCCAUGAGCUUCGGCGGGGAGGGCGCGGAGAGCUACCGCGAGCUGGCGGCGCGGCCGGGGGCUCAGGACGCCGACAUCCGGAAGGACGUGGACCGCACGUUCCCUGGGGCAGGCGCGGCGGCCACGGAGGCGC
This is a messenger RNA of Prorocentrum cordatum, 467 nucleotides long. Lineage: Eukaryota; Dinophyceae; Prorocentrales; Prorocentraceae. The record is from the annotation of a GenBank genome assembly.